CACAAUCCUCUCCCUCUCUCUCCCUCUCUCUCUCUCUCUCGAAAGAAGCCAAGAAGGGGGGGAGUGGUGAGCAGGUGUGUGUGUGGUGUGUGGUGUGUGGAGUGAGUUGGGUGAGUAAGCUUUGGGAGACAGAGAGAGAGCUGCAGAAAUGGCGGGGACUGGUGUGUUUGCGGAGAUCCUGGACGGGGAAGUGUACAGGUACUACGCCGAUGGGGAGUGGAGGAAGUCGGCCUCCGGCAAGAGCGUCAACAUUGUCAACCCUACCACCCGCAAGACCCAGUACAAAGUCCAAGCUUGUACACAAGAGGAGGUGAACAAGGUGAUGGAAAUAGCCAAGAGCGCACAGAAAGCCUGGGCAAAGACUCCACUCUGGAAGCGGGCCGAGCUACUUCACAAGGCCGCCGCGAUCCUCAAGGAGCACAAGUCUCCCAUCGCCGAGUGCCUCGUGAAGGAAAUCGCUAAACCGGCCAAAGAUUCAGUCACUGAGGUUGUGAGAUCUGGUGAUCUGAUCUCGUAUUGUGCCGAGGAAGGAGUGAGAAUCCUGGGACAGGGGACGUACCUGGUCUCCGACAGUUUUCCUGGAAAUGAGAGGACCAAGUACUGCCUCACUUCUAAGAUUCCGCUCGGCGUAGUGUUAGCCAUUCCACCGUUUAACUACCCAGUUAACCUGGCCGUCUCAAAGAUUGCCCCUGCUCUGAUUGCUGGAAACUCUCUUGUUCUAAAGCCUCCCACCCAGGGUGCUGUAUCUUGCCUUCACAUGGUGCACUGCUUUCACUUAGCUGGUUUUCCCAAAGGCCUCAUCAGUUGCGUCACCGGAAAAGGCUCUGAAAUCGGCGACUUUCUCACUAUGCAUCCCGGGGUGAACUGCAUAAGCUUCACUGGCGGAGACACUGGAAUCGCUAUUUCAAAGAAGGCCGGCAUGAUUCCUCUCCAGAUGGAGUUGGGUGGCAAAGAUGCUUGCAUCGUGCUCGAAGAUGCCGACAUCGACUUGGCAGCUGCCAACAUUGUGAAAGGAGGCUUUUCUUACAGCGGUCAAAGAUGUACAGCAGUGAAAGUCGUCCUGGUGAUGGACUCUGUUGCGGACUCCUUGGUUCAAAAGGUGAAUGCCAAAGUGGCGAAACUCACCGUGGGGCCCCCCGAGGAGAACUGCGAGAUAACGCCGGUCAUCUCGGAAUCGUCCGCCAACUUCAUCGAGGGCCUGGUGAUGGACGCCAAGGAGAAGGGUGCAACCUUCUGCCAGACAUACAAGAGAGAAGGCAACCUCAUAUGGCCGUUGCUGUUGGACAACGUCAGGCCAGACAUGAGGAUCGCGUGGGAGGAGCCGUUCGGGCCGGUCUUGCCUGUCAUCAGGAUCAACUCUGUCGAAGAAGGGAUCAACCAUUGUAAUGCCAGCAAUUUCGGCCUCCAGGGUUGUGUCUUUACACGCGACAUCAACAAGGCGAUGUUGAUCAGCGAUGCAAUGGAGACCGGCUCGGUCCAAAUUAACUCCGCCCCUGCUCGAGGACCAGACCAUUUCCCUUUCCAGGGUUUGAAGGACAGUGGAAUAGGUUCACAAGGAGUAACAAACAGCAUCAAUAUGAUGACUAAGGUCAAGAGCACCGUCAUCAAUCUGCCUGCCCCUUCUUACACGAUGGGCUAAAAAACUUAGUAAUAACGUAUAGAUAACGACUAGUUCUAGAGAGUACGUCGCUAUGAAAAUAGCUCCGAUUCGGUUUCGUUCUUGAAGUUCUUUUGCAUCACCCUCCCCAGAUGUUGGGACGAAAUAAAGUAAAUAUAUGUAUAUGUGUAUUUUGAUGAGUGCCCUGGUUAGUAUGUUGUUGGACAAUGUCCACCUCGAAAUAUGAAUUAAGACUUCCUUUACUGCAAA
Syzygium oleosum is the source of this 1867-nucleotide messenger RNA. Its product is annotated as NADP-dependent glyceraldehyde-3-phosphate dehydrogenase. The record is from RefSeq and is a predicted model, not a curated record. The coding region runs from base 149 to 1639 and encodes 496 amino acids. Lineage: Eukaryota; Viridiplantae; Streptophyta; Magnoliopsida; Myrtales; Myrtaceae. The transcript is spliced from 9 exons. Gene Ontology annotation, molecular function: lactaldehyde dehydrogenase (NAD+) activity.